AUGAGGUGGCCUGUCGCUGUAUUCUUGGCAGUGCUGCAGUUCUGCAGCCCAGCACUGCAGACUGACCCGCGUCUCUACAUCUCCCAGGUGCAUGAAGGGCAAGAACAACCCAAGGCAUGGCUUAACCCCACGCUGGAAGAUGUUGUCCCUUCCCGGGAAGUCAUCCAAUCUCCUGAAAUUAGAGAGACUCCAGAAACUGAGACGACCUCUCACUCCUUCCCCAUGUUUGGUGAACACACCAACCUGAAGUGGGUGACGUGGAGCGGCUCUCUCCCAAACGGUGCCGUCGCCAUCUUCAACGGCUACACCGAACGCAACGACUACGUGUGCAAAGUCAACUGCGAGGCCGGCUUCUACUCUCCCAGUAAAGGGAACCUCUGCCAGUACCCGUAUGCUGACAAAGAGUAUGCUUCCUCCAAGUUUGAAAUGCUGGUCAACGUGGAUCACUUUGAGUUCCUGGAGUGGGUUGAAGAGUCGUAUGGGUCAGUCCCAGGUUAUGCCAUCAAAACCUGCCCCGACUCAGACAUCUAUGUGGGCAAAAACAAGUACGGUCUUGGCAAAGUAGUGCCCCAACACGAGGCCUUCUUCCUUCCCUGGGAGGGCGAUGAGUACUGGUACAAGAGCUACCAGGUUCUCGCUAUUAACAGAGACAGAUACAGCCAGCACAUCUCUCAUGUGGAGUAUGGCAUCGACCAGAUGGAGCUGUUCCACCAUCCUCCGGAGGCCCUGCAGCUCGCCAAAGUCACCAACCUGGAGUGCAGAAAUGUGCAGAAGACGGUGAGACUGGAGAAGACCAGUUCGAUAGCGAAGUUCUGGGAUAUUGGCAGGGAGACCCGCAACGGCUCCAUUUCCACCAUGAAGGCCAAAGUGCCCAUCCUUGGCCCGGGGACUGUGGACCUCAGCAAGGAGCAGACUGUGACCUUCUCAGAGGGAACUAGUAUUGUGGAGGCCAUCAGUCACUCUGUCUCUGUGGAGCUGCUGGUGCCACCCAACCACUCCUGCACCGUUAGGAUGGACGGCAGGAAGAUGACGGCCGACAUCCCCUUCACUGGCAGGCUGAGCAGGACCAAUCACAACGGAGACACCCACUGGACGUACAUCACGGGCAUCUACGAUGGCGUGAGCGUCGGCGAGAUCAAUGCUGUGGUUGAGAGAUGUCAGCCGGUUAUUGACGCUGUUCCCUGCACCCCAAGUCAAGACUGA
Molecule: messenger RNA, 1203 nt
Organism: Cottoperca gobio
Lineage: Eukaryota; Metazoa; Chordata; Actinopteri; Perciformes; Bovichtidae
Product: natterin-3-like
Exons: 2
Coding region: 1-1203 (400 amino acids)
Source: RefSeq, a predicted model, not a curated record